AUUUCCGUCGCAACUUCCAACCGAGGUUUACACGCAUUGCCAAUUGGGGGUCAUCAACCAUGUUCACGUUAAUUCUUCUUGCCAUAAUUGGAGUAAUUGCUGUGACUUAUCGCGUGUACUACUUCCUCCGUCCAUUUAUAACCUACUUUAUUUUACACAAUUUCCUGUCCAAACGGAAGGAUCUGAAAAAAGCGGGUGAUUGGGCUAUCGUGACUGGAUCGACGGACGGCAUUGGCAAAGCAAUUGCUCACGAGUUAGCUCGUGAUGGGCUGAACGUGUUCCUUAUAAGCAGGUCUACGGAAAAACUAACCAACGUGGCUAACGAGAUUGAGUCUCUUUUCAAGGUGAAGACAAAAAUCUUUACUGCCGACUUCACUACGACCGACUUUUAUGAAAAGUUGCAAGAAGAGAUUAAAGGACUCUCCUCAGUUGCCAUUCUGGUCAACAACGUUGGCGUCGCAUACGCUCACAUCGAUUCCCUGGUCGCCUGUGAAGAUCUGACUCUGGAAAAUCUGCAGAAUAUGAUUGUCUGCAAUGCAACCUCAACCACCUGCAUGACUCGCAUUACCCUGCCAAAGAUGCUGGCAUCCCCGCCGCCGCCAGACGACGUUCACCGCUACAUUUUAAGUAUUUCCUCUCUUGCUGGCUGUCUCCCUGCUCCCUACCUUUCUGUCUACGCUGGCACCAAGGCCUUUGUAAACAAUUUUACUGCCUCGCUAGCCGGUGAGUUGGAGGGCACCUGUGUCAAGAUGCAGACACUCACUCCAAGCCUUGUAGCGACAAACAUGUCGGGCGUCAAGCAGCCCACUUUCAUUGUGCCUUCGGCUGAAAAAUUUGCGGCCUCGGCUCUGUCUAUGUUGGGUGUGAGAAGCCAGUUGUGUGGUUACCUUCCGCAUGAGCUGUUCCUGACA
This is a messenger RNA of Dibothriocephalus latus, 911 nucleotides long. The record is from the annotation of a GenBank genome assembly. NCBI's taxonomy places the organism in Eukaryota, Metazoa, Platyhelminthes, Cestoda, Diphyllobothriidea, Diphyllobothriidae.